Amoebophrya sp. A120 is the source of this 2262-nucleotide messenger RNA. The record is from the annotation of a GenBank genome assembly. Lineage: Eukaryota; Dinophyceae; Syndiniales; Amoebophryaceae.
GGGGGACCUGGACGAAAAAUUGGGAACGGGACCAAAUGAUGACACUGAAAGUAGUAGCUCUAGUACCGUACCAUCCGGCGCCAGCAGUCGCGCUGGUCGGAGCCGCACGAUAUCAAAUCCACCUCAAAGUAGCGAUGCGCUUUCCUCCUCUGCAGUCGGCUCGUUUAACUCUGUGGCCGCGGAGUCCUGGCAGGGCCAGUCUAUCAAAUGCAAAUAUGUCUGGGUCUGGAAGAGAGUAACCUGUGAUGCGGAUUCUGGAAUAGGCAAAAACUUGUAUAAAUGCAUGAGCGCCAUCAAAAGCUGCCCACUUCUCGCUACCGCAAGGAGGGAACUUCUCAUGCGGGAUAGGCAUCCGGAGGCCUCCUGGGCAGAACGUGUAAUGCUCUUGCGUGCAUUUUUAGAGACCAGUUGCGUGGUCCGAAAGAUGCAUGACAAACUCCGGCACUCAUCCAGACCCAGACAUAUUUGCAUUUGAUACAGUCGCUGUUGAGUCGACUUCCCUCUCCGCCGUCCGCAGUAGACAACAACCACGGUGCAGCUUCUACUACAACGACGAAUCAGCAGGAGGAAGAAAAUGCGGCGCAACUACGGAAUGUUGCGACGCCUGCAUUAUACGACUCUCGGGCGGAAGAUGAGCAACCACUUGCCCCAGCAGAAGGACUGGUCGCAGAGCAGCAGGCGAGGCACCGCCGCGAGAAGUUGGCGCGGGAGAAGAAUUAUGCAUUGCAAAAGUAUCGUACUCGUAGUAAUUGCAUUUAUGCAAUACAAACCUCUUCCCCAAGGCAAAUCAGCAUUACAUAUUAAAUUUGUAAUGCUGGGCUAAUUUGUCAUGCUUACUAGUACGAUGCUUUUGCAUUGCAUAAGGAUUUGCUGAGAAAUCGCAUGUUCCGGGAUUUUAUCAAACGCAAAUAUGUCUGGGUCUGGAAGGUCGCAAGACUUGUCAUGCAGGUUUUCCAUGACGCAUGAGAUCUGUCAUGUAUGAUCUAGCAUGACAGAUUCUGCGCGACCUCUAUCAUGCCUCGCCUGCGUGAGAAACUGCCUCUCAACCUGGUCAAAAGUGGGCAGCUUUUGGUAAUCACGCAACACAGAUUUUUGCACUAUCCAGAAUUAGCAUGACAAGUUCGGACCCUUCCAGAGGACCCAGACAUGUUUGCACUGGAUAGAUUUUACAACGCAGAUUCCGGUGCAGGCGGCAGACUACAUUUCGGUGGCGGACUUUGCGCAGGCGUUCGGGGUGAGCAAUGAGCAGGCUUUCCUGACGAUCUACAGAGCAGUAUCCUGAGUAAAAACGUCCCCACACCAGAGUUGUCAUGCAGAUUUGCAAUGACAAAAACAUUUGUAAUGCGCAUCGCCAGGAGAGGCAUUUUUAGUCGUGUUUUGAUAUUUGUAAUGCUGUAAACAGGAUGAGCAGAUGGAUUUCUGAUGCAGCUGGCCUUGCGAACCUGCACUACACUACGGACUGCAACUUGUGAUGCGUGACCCCCAAAAGUUCUAGGUUUGUGUUGCAAAAUCCCCAUCUUGACUCUGGUGUGGGGAUGUUUUUACUCAGGAUAAGCAGCACUCGAGCGGUGUGCGGAACCGGGGCGGCACGACGGUAUCCUGUGUAAAAACAUCCCCACACCAUAGUCAAGAUGAGAAGUCUGCAAGACAAAUCCCAAAGUUUUGGGAGUUCUGCAUGACAAAUCUGGCCUCAUAGUGUAAUACUGUUUAGCUAGUUAAGCAGCAUCACAGAUGUAGCACAUCAUGCCGAUUGGAGCAUGACAAAUUGCGAAACACGACUAAAAAUUCCUCUCAUGGGGCUCCGCAUGAGAAGCAUUGUUACCGUGCAGAUUUGCAUGACAACUCUGGGGUGGGGACUUUUUUACAUAGGAUAGACGGGGGCAGUGAUUCAGCGUGUUGUUCCGAGAGGACACAUCCGGGAACAACCUCCACCAAGAAAGCAUGUCCCGCGCACCAGCCGCCUUGCGUUUUUGCCCGUCGCAAUGAUGUGUACAGGAAAGCCGUGCGGGAUCUUUUCCAACAAAAAUUGCGCAGCGACCAAAGUGCAAAUAUUCAUCUCGAUGUGGAUGCCCGGCGCCGGACGAGAAAAGCAAAACUAUGGAACAGCCAAGCAACUACUUCUACCUCCAGACCAGAACAGCACGAGAGGAGGCCGGUAGAGACUACUCCUGGGAGCCGCUUAGGUGUGGUUGAGAAAGACGCCCCGCGUCGUAGGAAAAAGAACAAACAGGAAAGGGUUCUAGAACUCAUGAAACAGAGGCU